AUGAGGCCGAUACUUUGGCAAUCAGGCCCUUUCCGAUGGGGCCACACACCUCGAGCCAGGUCCCGCUUCUUGCAGCGCCGCUUCUUUGCAGCAGUUGCGGACGUAGUGAGACCAUACGAUGUUAUCGUCAUCGGCGGUGGUCAUGCAGGAACUGAAGCCAGUGCAGCCGCCGCUCGAUCAGGAGUCCGCACCGCUCUCGUCACUCCCUCCCUCUCCAACUUGGGGGUAUGUUCCUGCAACCCGAGUUUCGGCGGUAUUGGCAAAGGGACCAUGCUUCGCGAAAUCGAUGCUCUAGAUGGAGUCGCGGGCCGAAUCAUUGACAAAGCCGGCAUUCAAUUCCGAGUUUUGAACAAGAAGAAAGGCCCUGCUGUCUGGGGACCACGAGCGCAGAUCGACCGGGACUUGUACAAGAAAUACAUGCGGGAAGAGAUGUUGUCAACACCCAAUUUGAGCAUCCUGGAAGGCAAAGUCGCAGACAUCAUCGUGUCCCAAGACAAUUUGAACCAGGGCGAUCCUGUCUCCAAGGGUCGGAUAACGGGCAUCCGACUCGAGGAUGGCCAGAUCAUUCCCACCUCACAUGUGGUUAUCACAACAGGUACUUUCCUUGGUGGAGAAAUACAUAUUGGGCUCGAAGCAUAUCCAUCGGGCCGGAUAGGUGAAGACGCCACGUUCGGUCUGAGCAAGUCAUUACGAAGUGCAGGAUUUACGUUGGGUCGACUCAAGACUGGGACUCCUCCACGCCUGGACCGAGAUACGGUUGAUCUCAGCCGUCUGGAGAUCCAACCAGGUGACUCGCCGCCAAAUCCCUUUUCAUACCUGAACCGGACCGUGGAGAUUGGGGAAGAUGAUCAGGUGGGUUGCUGGAUGACCUACACUAACGAGGCUUCUCAUGACAUAAUUCGGGCCAAUCUUGACAAGUCCAUUCACAUUCGAGAGACAGUCAAAGGUCCUCGAUACUGUCCCUCGCUUGAAUCCAAGAUCAUUCGAUUUGGACAUAAACCGAAGCACAUAGUUUGGUUAGAGCCUGAAGGACUCCCGCCGAACAAGAUCAUCUAUCCAAAUGGAAUCAGCAUGACAGUCCCGGCUGAUGCGCAGUAUGCCCUGUUGAGGACCAUAAAGGGAUUGGAAAACGUCAAAAUGCUCCAACCGGGAUAUGGGGUGGAGUAUGACUACAUUGACCCUCGAAAUUUGUAUCCCACCCUAGAGACCAAACUUAUCCAAGGCCUCUUCUUGGCUGGUCAAAUCAAUGGGACCACCGGCUACGAGGAAGCGGCAGCUCAAGGAAUCAUCGCCGGUAUCAAUGCCGGUCUGUUGGCACAAGGCAAAGGACCUUUCACCCUCUCUCGCGCCGAGGCUUACAUUGGCAUUCUUAUCGACGAUCUAAUCACCAAAGGCGUCAGUGAACCAUACCGAAUGUUUACCACCAGGAGUGAAUAUCGAGUGAGCUGCCGAUCUGACAAUGCGGACCUGCGCUUGACGGAGAAAGGACGAGAAGCGGGUGUCGUAGGCGACCAACGCUGGGCUCAUUUCACCAGCGCUCGCAAUCAAAUAACAGAACUGCAACGGACCUUGGAAGAUGCACGAUUCUCGAGCCAAGACUGGGUGAAAUUCGGGUUCCUAUCAGCGGCUGACUCGACCAAGCGAAGCGCAUUUGAAAUACUUCGAUUACGGGAAGUGGACGUUGAUACUCUGGCCAGGCGCGUCCCAGGUUUCGCCGCGAUAUCAGAUUAUGAUGACGAGAUCAAGUCACGAGUGCUGAUUGAAAGCAAUUACGCCCCAUAUAUCAUUUUUCAGCAAAGAGCGGCGGCGGCUUUUGAGCGUGACGAAUCCCUGGCACUCCCCGCCGAUAUGGACUACGAUAGCGUGUUCGGGCUGAGCAUGGGUGAGAGAGAGGCGCUGAAACUCGUCAGGCCGGCGAGCGUGGGGAUGGCGAGGAGAGUGGAAGGGGUCACUCCUGCAGGGGCGCUGCGUCUGCUGAAGUAUGCUCGACAAGCUCGCUCGCGGGCCCGAGCGGAUGAUAGGCUCUCGACCGAGGAAUUGCUCGAGGCAGAGAAGGUAGAGGCCGAUGGUGCUAGUGCCUCAAUCACCAGAACGGGCGCAUCACCAUCGCCCAGCCCUGCUGCCCUACAACCAAAGUUGACAACCCUCCUCCCACGCCUCCCUCCCACUGUGCAUGAGAACAUCUAUACUCUCCCCAAUAUCCUGACCUUCACGCGCCUCCUCGCCGCCCCAGCCGUCGGCUAUUUCAUCCUACACUCGGAACCCAUCUGGGCCUUGUCUCUUUUCUUCUACGCCGGCAUCACGGACCUAGUCGACGGCUACCUGGCGCGGCGCCUCCGCUCGCAAACGGUCGUCGGCACCGUCAUCGACCCCAUGGCCGACAAGUUCCUAAUGACCAUCGCCGUCAUCACGCUGACGGCCAACGACACACUUCCUAUCUGGCUCGCGGUGAUCAUCUUGGGCCGCGACAUCGGAUUAGCGAUAUCCGCCAUUUACUUCCGCUGGAUCAGUUUGCCACCACCCAAGACGAUGGCGCGGUACUGGGACUUCAGCCUCCCGAGCGCCGAGGUGCAUCCGACGGAGAUUUCCAAAAUCAAUACCUUCCUACAACUUUUGUUGGUGGGGAAUGCGAUGUUGUUGCCAGUCCUCCCUGACGUGUGGGUGCAGACGUGGAAUCUCCAGGGUGUGUUUGAGGGAUGGAUGUAUCUUGUGGCGGGGACGACAGUGUGGAGUGGACUUAGCUAUGUGGGGAGUAAAGAUGCGGUUAGAAUUUUGACGAAGAAUGAGAUUAAAGCUGAAGAGAAGAUGGGAGGAAGCAAAAGUGAAGAAAGAUAA
Messenger RNA from Rhinocladiella mackenziei CBS 650.93, 2835 nucleotides. RefSeq names its product tRNA uridine 5-carboxymethylaminomethyl modification enzyme GidA. Lineage: Eukaryota; Fungi; Ascomycota; Eurotiomycetes; Chaetothyriales; Herpotrichiellaceae. Gene Ontology annotation, molecular function: phosphotransferase activity, for other substituted phosphate groups; flavin adenine dinucleotide binding. Gene Ontology annotation, biological process: tRNA wobble uridine modification; tRNA methylation; phospholipid biosynthetic process. The transcript is spliced from 3 exons. The record is from RefSeq and is a predicted model, not a curated record. Gene Ontology annotation, cellular component: cytosol; membrane. Bases 1 to 2835 code for a protein of 944 amino acids.